UAUAUUUAGUUACGGUAAAACAUAGUCGUUCAUAGAUUUACGGUCAAACAUAAGUAGUUCAUAGAUUCUGAAUUUUCCAUAGGCAACGGAGGGGACAAAGGACGAGAAGUGAAAUAUGAGUAUGCCAAUUACUGCUUCUACAACAAUUUGCUAUGAAGGUGAAGUUCUGGACCGUCUACUCACAGGGAUUAAGAGGGAGAUAGCGACAGCCAGAAACUCAGACAUAGCUUUACCUGAGAAAAUUUGGUUUAAGCAACAGUUUUCGGUAGGGGUGAAUGAAGUAACGCGGGUGCUUGAGAGAAUGCCCCCCAUUCCUGCAAAUCAACGCUCAUCACUAUCGGCUAAAUUGCAUUCUACUCGACUUCAGGUAAUACUAAUAGCAUCUGAUUGUCAUCCACGGUUACUGACCAAACAUCUGGAAAGCUUGGCUAAUUCAAAAAAGGUACCAGUUGUAUUUGUCAAAGACAAGAAAAGAGGUUCUUUGAGAUUGGGUGAACUGAUAAAACUUAAAACUGCAAUUGCCAUUGGCGUGAAGGAUAAAGGAAACCAGUUCAAUCAAUUUGUCAGCACCGAAAUGCUUUCAUAACUCUUCAUA
Messenger RNA from Lycium ferocissimum, 595 nucleotides. RefSeq lists its product as uncharacterized. The transcript is spliced from 6 exons. The record is from RefSeq and is a predicted model, not a curated record. Lineage: Eukaryota; Viridiplantae; Streptophyta; Magnoliopsida; Solanales; Solanaceae. Bases 116 to 586 code for a protein of 156 amino acids.